AUGGACGAUCCCAACAAUCCCACAAAUCCCAACGCCAGGGGCUCUGGCCCAUCGCUUUUAGCAUGCCUCCUCUGUCGACACAAGCAUCUCAAAUGCGACGGUCAAACCCCCGUCUGCGGACGCUGCCAGGUCACCAACAGCGAAUGCCUGUAUACCCCAAGCCGGCGCGGCUACAAAGGCCCCUCGAAGAAGCGACGUGCCAACCCGACGACGCCGGAACAGACAGCCACCGAUCUGGUUCCCUCGUUCGACCCUAGCUCCGUUGGGAUGCUCGAUCUUCCACCGAACUGGAGUUUGCAAAAUAGUGGAAUGCAAUAUGCCCCUGUGGCUCCUUUGCCGCCGUCGUCUAGCUCGCAGAGUCCGGUUUUCUUGACGGAUGUGUUGGGCGGCGCACAUACUCCCCAGCAACAACAGCAGCAGCAGCCGGUGCCGGGAUAUGGACCUAUGACGCCGGAUUCUGGGGCGUCGUUGUACUCGGGUGCUACAGAUGGGUAUCUGAUUGAUAUUUACUAUACCUACUUCCAUUCCGCUCAUCCGAUUCUACGCCCGUUUCGUUGUUUGGACCGUUCCAGAAUACCGCUGUUUCUCGAGAAUGUCAUCAAGUUUAUCGGGUCACACUUUACACCGGCAGCGUCUAGCGAGAUAUACCGUCCAACUGUGGUAUCGACCGCGAUGGAACAAGAACUAAGCAUAGAAAAGAUCCAGGCGCUCCUGCUGCUCGCAAUCGUGCUGCAUUCGCGCAACGAGCGGCCAGAGGCAGGCGAGUGCCUCACCAUGGCGACAGAUAUGGCAUUCGAAUUAGGACUCCAUCAGGCCGACUGUGCCAGCAGACUGGGCGGUGAGGAUCCGUUGCGCGAGGAGAGUCUACGUCGGACCUGGUGGGAGCUUAUUGUUGUCGAGGGCAUGCUGACCGCACUCGGUGUGCAAAAGGCUCUCCGUGCCGGCGCAAUACCACUAGAAGUCGGACUGCCAUGCGAAGAACGGAUCUUCCAGGAUGGACUGACUCCCCCAACCCCUCCAACCAUCGCCCAGUUUGACGGCCGUGUCUUCGCCGACGAAGAACGAGACUUCUCCUCAUACACAUACCGAAUCGAAGCGAUCCGCAUCCUAGGCCGCGUCGUGGCUAUCCAAGAAAUGAUUGAAGGCCAACAAGACCACGUCGAAGCCGCCGACGCCCGCAUCGCAAGCUGGUUCCACCACCUCCCCGAAAGCAAAGCCGAACUCAUGCGACCCGACGGCUCAGUCGAUGAGAUGAUGUUCCAAGCUACAAUGAUAGUCAAUGGCGCAGGUGUCUACCUACACUUCCCCCGCUCAGACCUUCUCUCCUCGCCUGCCGUCGCGGCGGAGGUUAUCUGCGGCCACCACGGCCCGCUCAGCAUCCCAGCCUUCUCGCACCAUGCGCACGCCAUGAAAGCCGUCAAAGCAGCCAGCGAAAUCUCAACCCUCGCCUCCAUCCGGUUGCCGGUGGUCAAACACACCCCAUUCUUCAUUUGCGCGCUCGUCCUCAGCUCCAUCGUGCAACUAGCCGCAUGCUCCGUCAAGGCGGGACAAAUGCCCGAUCCAGGCCGUGACAGACUCACGCUGACAAUCGGCGUGUUCAAGUCCCUGGCGAGGACAUGGGCGAUUUCACAGCUCAUCAUGAGACAAAUCAAGGCUGUUGCAAGGGAUGUUAUGGAUAUGGGUCUGCGGCCGACGAUGGACCAGUUGGAUUUGAAUACGGUGCUGGAUAAUAAUCGGUUUUGGUUGCCGGAUGCGCUGCCGAGAUGA
Aspergillus glaucus CBS 516.65 is the source of this 1767-nucleotide messenger RNA. RefSeq names its product Zn(II)2Cys6 transcription factor. The transcript has a single exon. Gene Ontology annotation, molecular function: zinc ion binding; DNA binding; DNA-binding transcription factor activity, RNA polymerase II-specific. Bases 1 to 1767 code for a protein of 588 amino acids. The record is from RefSeq and is a predicted model, not a curated record. NCBI's taxonomy places the organism in Eukaryota, Fungi, Ascomycota, Eurotiomycetes, Eurotiales, Aspergillaceae. Gene Ontology annotation, biological process: regulation of DNA-templated transcription; DNA-templated transcription.